AUGGCGGGAUCUUUGAUGAUGUCCGGCUCCUUCGACCCCCCUGCCGCCGAUCCCGCCGGCGCCAACCCCUCCCGCUACCCCUUCUGGGUUCUCCUCGACAGCACAACCUACUUCGCCAACCGCGACAACGCCACCACCGUGAAGGGCACGACGAGCGCGGGCCACGAAUUCAAGCGCCCUCCUCUGCUUCCCCAUCAGAACCGCCCUCGAGUACUUUGUCUACAAGGCUGCAUCCACGGCAAGAGCAUCAUCCAAAGGGUCCCUCCUUCUCCAGCAUACAAGCACCAGUGGCUCUUGGCAGUCGUGCCACGCGAGGGCGACAAUUUCUUGGUCGCUGAUCUUUCCCCGGGUGGGGACCUUGGGCACUACAACCUGCAUAUCUUCUCAUCGGAGACGAAAGAGUGGAGCACAAAACACCUACAGCUGCAGGCGCCCUCUGAUGUCCUGUCACGGGACCUGCCAAGCCAAACCGACAAGGUGAUCUCUCUCGGAGCAAACACUGUUGGAUGGGUCGAUCUCUGGCGCGGCAUCGUUGUGUGUGAUGUGCUCCAGAAGGAUCCUGUUCUCCGAUUCCUCCCGCUGCCCAAGGCUGAUUUCGACCUGCACCGGGAAAGUCCAGCACGGCAAGUGCGGGACGUCAUUGGCUUCCCUGAUGGUUUCAUCAACUUCGUGGAGAUCGAACAGUGUGUCAGAUGGUUCACCGUUGUCAGAAAGAGGACUUCGAAGACGACCCAUGUUUUUGACGUUGCAGAUACCAUCUCUGAUGCGGAGCUCCUCAGCAAUGAUGGUAUGGACACAGAAGACGAACCUUUUCAUGCACCGGCUGGCUGGAAGAUACGGACAAUGUUUAGGAGCAUUUAUUGGCACUUAUGGCAGAAGAGUCGCACUGUCCAUGUUGACCACAUAUCACCGUGCCCACCUGAAUCCUCUAAGCUGACGCAUCAUCUAUGGAAUGAUAGAGACAUGAAAUGGACAUUGGGAAACCUGAAGACUGCAGGGUUCCCGACCUUGAGUGUUUACGGUGGUAAUACUGUCUACCUCGUGUCUAAGGUGGAGUCUCAGGAUGAAGACACAUUGCUUGUUGGUGUUGAUAUUGGAAAGAGGAAGCUGGAAGUCAUCGAACAAUAUUGUUGCGGCAGAUCCAUUUCUUUCAAUCCCUAUCCGCUUGGCGUUGUUCAAAUUGUAGGGGGGCGGGAAGUCAUUGAACCAUAUUGUGGUGGGAGAUCCACUGCUUUCAAUCCUAUUUCCUGCGCAUUCUCCGAAUAUCUGAAUACCACUCCAAGUCCAAGGCCACGUGAUGAUGAAGUUGCAGCAGUAUCUGCUCACAGCGGUGCGCUGGGCAAUAUUGUUCCAAAAUAUGUGCAAACCCAGCAAAACACGUCGAAUGGGGAUGACUCUAGCAAGUAUCAACCGCCAACCACACUCCAGCCAUCCAGUUUGACACAAACUGGGCAGCCCUUGUCAUCUUCAACUUCAACUCAAUUAGACGACUUCCGAAGGAUGCCCUAUCAAUGUGUCGCGUGCCAUUGCGACCUCCCUCCUGACCAGUACCCAAGGAGGAGGCGUUUGCACCGUGAAUGACUUCGACGGCUGUCCUCGACCAUGGCCAACAGCACCACAGGAAGCCAUUUUCAUCUCUUGCAUAUCGCGGGCAGGUGGAAUAUCGUGGUUGAUGUCAUGGAAUGUCAACAAAGUGCAUGCUCUUGCAUCUUUUGAUGCUGUGCAGCCAUGUCCACAUACUGCUGCCACCCUCUGUUAACAUAUCAUGGAUGAUGCUUUAAAACAUUUGAAUAUAUAUAUAUAUAUAUAUAUAUAUAUAUAUAUAUAUAUAUAUAUAUAUGGUGCUAUGGACCUUAUUUGCCUUGCUGAUGUUUGGUUGCUCCUCCGCGAUGUCUGCUUUUUGGAAGAGUUCUGAUCUUAACGUUGUUAGACCAGCCAAUCAGCCAUUGAUCGCAGUGCACGUAACAGUCCCUGCUACUUCCCUGCUACUUCGUUGCGACCACCUAGACCUGUUAGCUUUGUUCAGUUACGGAUUAAAAGGCACGUUGUUGAUACAUGUCUUUUUUAUCCUACCCGAUUUUAUCUGGUUA
Aegilops tauschii subsp. strangulata is the source of this 2090-nucleotide messenger RNA. RefSeq lists its product as uncharacterized. Lineage: Eukaryota; Viridiplantae; Streptophyta; Magnoliopsida; Poales; Poaceae. The record is from RefSeq and is a predicted model, not a curated record.